AUGAGACAGUUAAAGAAGGUGAGUAUUAUAACUGGGCUGAUCUGUAUAUGUAUAGAUACAAUUAUAUGUGGGGGAUUCAAGGCAAGCUACAAGAGUAGGCAUGCUUGUUCACCAUAUAGUCUAGAACAGCGACCUAGAAAUAAUAGUUUACAUUCAACAGAUAGCGCCGAUACAAAUGAGUUAACACCCCAGAAGAGCAUGCAUAGCAAUGAUAAUGGUAAAUUACCUCUCAUGAACAAUCAAUCAGAGAUAGAAGCAAAUUUGUCAUUAGAUCUAUCUAAUUCCUCUGAAACACAUAAUAGUGUUAAUAAUAAGAAACUUUCUGAUAAUAAUGACCAAACAAUGGAGUAUACAGAUGCAGACCAUUCUAAUGCAGAUACUACAUAUAGUGGUGUAAAUGAUUCAGCCGCAGAAGUAUACGGCCUACCAGCAAUACAUACUGAUAUUGAUCAUAAUCCUACUAAUACACUUUCUAGCAGUAAAAAAUCUAUUAUAAAUCGUAAAAUGCGUAUGUAUAUAAAUGACCACCUGUGUGUUAUACGAAAUUAUACUAGCUACAUAGAAAACAAUGAGAAUAUAGAUUUUCUGCGUUCUAAUAAAGAUUUAUUGAUAAGAAAUGUAUUUGAAAAAUCAAAACAAGUAAUUGAAGAGUGGAAGAAAGAUACAACAACAGAUAUUUGGACGAUGGUUAAAAAUGUAGGCAUAGACUUUUCUUUAACAAAGCGCUUUUUUAAUAAUAUAGAAAAAUCAAAUCCAUAUAUUAUUAAUAUGCCCAACCCAUUUUGCUAUAAUAGAUUUCUGAGUGAUUUGACUUAUUACAUCAACAACUAUGGGCAGACUGUAUAUUACUGCCAAGAAACUCACAAUAAAAGCUAUAGAAAAAAAAAGAAACCCUUGGGGAUAUAUGGAUUAAUAAAGAAAUAA
This is a messenger RNA of Nematocida parisii ERTm1, 924 nucleotides long. RefSeq lists its product as uncharacterized. Bases 1 to 924 code for a protein of 307 amino acids. The record is from RefSeq and is a predicted model, not a curated record. The transcript has a single exon. NCBI's taxonomy places the organism in Eukaryota, Fungi, Microsporidia.